This is a messenger RNA of Oncorhynchus tshawytscha (Chinook salmon), 3727 nucleotides long. RefSeq names its product transcription elongation factor A protein 2-like. The record is from RefSeq and is a predicted model, not a curated record. Gene Ontology annotation, biological process: DNA-templated transcription; transcription elongation by RNA polymerase II. The transcript has 10 exons. Bases 327 to 1256 code for a protein of 309 amino acids. Gene Ontology annotation, molecular function: zinc ion binding; nucleic acid binding. Gene Ontology annotation, cellular component: nucleus. NCBI's taxonomy places the organism in Eukaryota, Metazoa, Chordata, Actinopteri, Salmoniformes, Salmonidae.
GUGACUGAAUGAGUGUUUUUGUUGUUGUUGUAUGAUGUCGAGCCCCCAUUUCUCCCCGAAAUGAAUAUUGGAUCAUUCAUUCAUUCAUUUGUUGUUUCCAUACCCCGUACAGCAGGUGGCGCGGCAAUACACCAAUAGGUAUAGUCUGCAAUAAUGAAGAAAGAAGAAGACGUAGGAACCCGCGCGCCGUGAGGAAACAAGUGGAUGGGUUGGGGACUGUGAGAGAAAGGAAAGAGACGAUAGAGGGUUUUUUUUCCCAACAUAAAUGGAGGUUCAUCCGUAACGGGAGAGAAGAGCAGCUACAAAAAAAAAAAAAUACAAGCAAAAUGGCGAAAGACCACGAGGUCGAACGCAUUGCUAAAAAGCUGGACAAAAUGGUGCACAAGAAAAACACGGACGGUGCCAUAUAUCUGCUGAGGGAGUUGAAGAUCAUUAACAUGUCUCUGGAGACUCUACAGUCCACCAGGAUCGGUAUGUCGGUGAACGCUGUGAGGAAGCAGAGUUCAGAGGAAGAGGUCCAGACCCUGGCCAAGUCACUCAUCAAGUCCUGGAAGAAACUACUGGACGGUUCUGAGGGGAAGGCUGUGGAGGAGAAGAGGAGGGAGGGCUCUCCUCUGAGGUCAUCUUCGUCCAAGGACAGUCCUGGAUCCAGCGACCGCAGUAAGAAACAAGAACUACCUGAGCCCCCGAAGACUCCCACCACACCUACAACCCCCACCACCCUAAAGUUCACCUCCUUCCCUCCCACUCCCGUCACCACUGACAGCGUACGCACCAAGUGCCGAGAGCUGCUGGUGGCUGCCCUGCAGACCGACGAUGACUACAAGCCCAUUGGAGCAGACACUGACAAUUUGGCUGCUCAGAUUGAGGACUGUAUCUACCAGGAGUUUAAGUCUACAGACCAGAAGUACAAGUCCAGACUGAGGAGCCGUAUCUCCAACCUGAAGGACCAGAAGAACCCAGACCUCCGACGCAACGUCCUCGCUGGAAACAUCUCAGCUGAUCGUAUCGCUAGCAUGGCUGCUGAGGAGAUGGCGAGCGCGGAGCUGAAAGAGAUGAGGAAGACGUUGACCAAGGACGCCAUCAGAGAGCACCAGCUGUCUAAAGUGGGCGGGACCGAGACGGACAUGUUUCAAUGUGGCAAAUGCAGGGGCAAGAACUGCACCUACACACAGGUGCAGACGCGCAGUGCUGACGAACCCAUGACUACAUUCGUACUGUGUAACGGCUGUGGCAAUCGCUGGAAGUUCUGUUGAGGAGAAGAUGAUGCUUUGCUACAAGAUGAGCUGACACGGAUAGAGAAGAACCGGGACCUAUUUUGUUACAACUGCAAAUCGUUUUUUUAUUUUCCUCCUUUUGUUGUUUUUAUUUUUGUUUUGAUACCUCAUAAAUCUGGAAUAUAUUUUGAGAAAAUGUCAUUUCUAUGAUAUGGAGCGAGUCUAGUAUUUUAAUUUCUAUGUUUUAGAGCUAGUCUAGUAUUUUAAUUUCUAUGAUAUAGAGCUAGUCUAGUAUUUUAAUUUCUAUGAUAUAGAGCUAGUCUAGUAUUUUAAUUUCUAUGAUAUGGAGCUAGUCUAGUAUUUUAAUUUCUAUGAUAUAGAGCUAGUCUAGUAUUUUAAUUUCUAUGAUAUGGAGCUAGUCUAGUAUUUUAAUUGCUAUGAUAUGGAGCUCGUCUAGUAUUUUAAUUUCUAUGAUAUGGAGCUAGUCUAGUAUUUUAAUUUCUAUGAUAUGGAGCUAGUCUAGUAUUUUAAUUUCUAUGAUAUGGAGCUCGUCUAGUAUUUUAAUUUCUAUGAUAUGGAGCUCGUCUAGUAUUUUAAUUUCUAUGAUAUGGAGCUCAUCUGGGUAUCUUUUCUGGUUCUGCUCUCUUACCAACCUCUUAUUGAAUGUCAUGUUUGGCUUGACAACGAGUUGACAAGAGCACCAACCGAUCUCGGAAACCGAUCAUAGAAACCAUUAUCGGUACCAGGCUGAAGUUAAGCACUUAUUCUUAAAAACAAGGUUUUGGUUUGAUGUUUAUUAGUUUAAGCUAUAUCUUACAAAAAAAAGCUUUUGUUUUUGGCAUUAGGGAACAUAGUGGUGCCUUUUUUUGCCUCUCUGUGCCACAAAUGAUUAUUUUGCUAUUAGUUUUAUACACUUGCUGUAGAUAGAGUAUAUGCACUCUUAACGGGUGUAUCCCAAAUGGCACCUUAUUCACUAUAUAGGGCACUAAAAAUAGUGCCCUAUAUAGUGAAUAAGGUGCCAUUUGGAACACACCCCUGCUGUAUAUAGAACAAGCCGUUGUUUGGAGUCAUUCUGAAUCUACUGUCUUACAUACAUGCUGCACAGGUUCUUAUUAAAGACUUAAUUAGGUUUAAAUUCUUCUGUUAAAAUGAACAAAUGAAUGAAACUGGAGGUUCUGCUAGAAGAUGUAGAGUUGCAGAGGAGUGGAGAAUGAGAAAGGGAUGAGCAGGGGACGGGACAGUUGUCAGUUUCUCCUCUCGUCCUUCUCUGAUCGUACGCUAGUAAAAGGUUAGCGGGGACUGGAGAAGAAGGUUAGCGGGAACUGGAGAAGUAGCCUAAUCGUACUUUAGUAAAAGGUUAGCAGGGACUGGAGAAGUAGCCUAAUCGUACUUUAGUAAAAGGUUAGCAGGGACUGGAGAAGUAGCCUAAUCGUACAUUAGUAAAAGGUUAGCGGGGACUGGAGAAGUAGCCUAAUCGUACAUUAGUAAAAGGUUAGCGGGAACUGGAGAAGUAGCCUAAUCGUACUCUAGUAAAAGGUUAGCAGGGACUGGAGAAGUAGCCUAAUCGUACAUUAGUAAAAGGUUAGCGGGAACUGGAGAAGUAGCCUAAUCGUACUCUAGUAAAAGGUUAGCAGGGACUGGAGAAGUAGCCUAAUCGUACAUUAGUAAAAGGUUAGCGGGGACUGGAGAAAUAGCCUAAUCGUACUCUAGUAAAAGGUUAGCAGGGACUGGAGAAGUAGCCUAAUCGUACAUUAGUAAAAGGUUAGCGGGGACUGGAGAAGUAGCCUAAUCGUACUCUAGUAAAAGGUUAGCAGGGACUGGAGAAGUAGCCUAAUCGUACAUUAGUAAAAGGUUAGCAGGGACUGGAGAAGUAGCCUAAUCAUACUCUAGUAAAAGGUUAGCGGGGACUGGAGAAGUAGCCUAAUCGUACAUUAGUAAAAGGUUAGCGGGGACUGGAGAAGUAGCCUAAUCGUACAUUAGUAAAAGGUUAGCAGGGACUGGAGAAGUAGCCUAAUCGUACAUUAGUAAAAGGUUAGCAGGGACUGGAGAAGUAGCCUAAUCGUACAUUAGUAAAAGGUUAGCGGGGACUGGAGAAGUAGCCUAAUCGUACAUUAGUAAAAGGUUAGCGGGGACUGGAGAAGAAGGUUAGCAGGGACUGGAGAAGUAGCCUAAUCGUACAUUAGUAAAAGGUUAGCGGGGACUGGAGAAGUAGCCUAAUCGUACAUUAGUAAAAGGUUAGCGGGGACUGGAGAAGUAGCCUAAUCGUACAUUAGUAAAAGGUUAGCGGGGACUGGAGAAGUAGCCUAAUCGUACUCUAGUAAAAGGUUAGCGGGGACUGGAGAAGUAGCCUAAUCGUACAUUAGUAAAAGGUUAGCAGGGACUGGAGAAGUAGACUUGACUGGUUUGAAAAGUUUUGUCAUGCAAGUGAUUUAUUUUGUAUGUAAACAUUUGUCCUCCCAAUGGGUACUAGUGUCAAUUGAAUUAAAAACUUUAUGGAGUGUGGAAAGAGA